AGCGAACUAAAUUGCCUAUCAAGACUUGAGGCGCUAGAAAUCUGGGAAAUCGCAAACAUGUCGACGCCUGAAGAGGCUGAUCGUUUGGAAAAAGCUGCUAGAGCUAAAGCCUUGUUGAAGAAGCAUCAGAGGAAGAAAGCAGCCCCAGGAAGGGCGCCGACACCACUGUCUAGCGUCGUUUUCCAGAGUCCUCCGGACACCCCGUUUUCCCCGGCCCCUUCCGAAGCCGGAGAUCUUUCAGAAUUUGGAGAGCUCAAGCAAUCACCUGCUCAACAUAUACCCCAAUCCUCGUCCGAAUUACCAAGGCCUGCCCAGGCGACGACUCCUACCGCGCAGAUUUCCCCACCAUCGCUUUCAAAUGGGCAGCCCCACGCUCAGUUAGAGAACCAUCAGCAAACAAUCUCCCUUCUGGUGGCUGAGAAGACUUCACUUGCCGCAUCCCUCCAAAGACUUGAGGAUGAUAGGGAGCGUGUGCUGAAAGAUCAUUAUUCACAACUCGAGGCUACAGAGACCGACUCCCAGAAGCUGAGGGAGCAUAUUGCGUCAUUAAAUGCCAAGUUGAGAGAGGUACAGGAGGCAAAGUCUCUUGCGUCUGCGCGAGAGGACGAAUACGUGGCCAAGAACCUUGAAGCGGAACGUGAAAUUUCAUUACUCCGUACAUCCCUGAGUCAGAACACUCAGUUCGCCAAAGACCUCGAAUCUCGGGUGAAGGAACUGCAAGAAGAAGUUAAAGCAAAUGGCCAGGUCGAAGCUUUGGAGAAGAGCCUCCGUGCAAGUCAAGAGCGGGCUGAGUCUCUUGAAUUCCAAUUAUCGAAAUCCAAACAGGCGCACGUUAAACUGAAGGGAGAACUCUUAGACUUGGAGUCACGACUCGGAAUAACAGCAAAAUCGGCAUCUGAGUCGCAGUCGAAACAUGCGUCUCUCUUUGAGGAACUUAUUACGGCGCAGGCUUCAUUAUCAUCAAUGACCGAAGAAAACAAUGCGCUCAGAACGGAUCUUGAACGGGCUCUCGCCGAUGUGGAAAUGGCGCGUAAAGAAUAUGUGGAGGCCAGUACUCUUCAAAGUGCAGCUUCUGCCAAGCUUGUUACGAUCCAGCAGCAACUACAGGUCGCGCAGGCGGGCGUUGCGGCCGCCGAGAGACGAGCCCAGGGUGCUGAGCAAGCACAUCAGGAGCUUCAGAAUGAGAACGUUCAACUUAUGGCGUCAUUGAACGAGAUACGACCCAAAGUCGUUGAUCUCACUCAAGAUAAAGUUACUCUUAGCGAGGAGAAAGGGCGAAUGCAACGCACCAUCAGCACUAGAGACGCCACAAUUGCGCAGCUGGAAGCCACCGUUGGGGAACUGCGUUCCAGUUUGGAUGAAUUUAGAACCGUUUCUCAGUCAUCUGAGAAGCGCUGGUUAUCCGAGAAGCAGGUGUUGGAGGCCAAUAUAGGCGGUUUGGAAAAGGCGCUUGUGGAAAUGGAAGAGGAGCUUCACAAUGCACGACAAAGUAUUCAAGAGUUUGCCGCUGGUCGAACCGUCCAUCAUAAAGCUGUUACGCAGUACGAGGACACCAUUGUGCGACUCACGGAAGAAGUUGGGAGAUAUCGAAACGAUGUGGUCACCGUUGAGCAAUCCCUGAACGAAUCAAAUCGCGCCUCCGAGGAGCUCCAAGAUAUACUCUCCCGGAAUCGAUCAGAAAUCGAGUUGUUACGAACCGAAGGGCUUCAGAAAGAUGAGGAGAUUCUUCGACUCAAGGAUCAAAUUUCCAUACAGAAUGCCCAACCAUCAUCAUCUCUUCCUCCAACCUCUUCAAUAGAGAACGAGUUAUUGGACAUUCAACGGCAGCAACACGCAUUAGAACUCUCCACCUCACGGUCACAGAUACGAUCACUGGAAAAUGCCCUCUACCUUGAACAGACAAAGACUCAUCAACUUCAACGCCAGCUGGGAGUUCUCGGCGACGAACUGAAUGCUAUGACUGCUCGUCUGACCUCUACACCCCAAAUCCCACCCCGCCCAUUAUCUGCUGCGUCUGCCUCGUCGUCUAAUGCAUUCAUGCGACCUACAAUUCCAAGACCACUCAAGGGACUGGACUCCGCGCUUACUCCUGAAGCGCGACAUAAACGUAAAAUCAGCCUAAGCAUGCUAAAGGCGCGUAUUGACUCGGAGCGCGAGGCUCAUGCCGCACGUCCGGUCACUCAGGCUUUACCACCCCUUACCGCGAUGAAGGAGGAAGAAUUAAGUUCGCCCUCCACACAAUCACCUCGAGCACCCUUUAAUCUACCCGAUUCUGAUCCAACACAUCCCCGUUCCCUUUCUCGUUCACAAUACUUCAGAGACGAAUCUCACAUUUUCUGGUGCCAUGCAUGCUCGGGAGAUUUGGUCGUUUUAUAAUCCCCAUUUCAGAUUCUUAUACCCGCGCUUGGGUCUCAGAUCAUGACACCACUUUUUCAGGAUAGAUGAGACUCAGCUCGUUAUUAAUCGAAUAUAAAUGACAACCCAACAAAAUACAGUACAG
Messenger RNA from Cantharellus anzutake, 2500 nucleotides. RefSeq lists its product as uncharacterized. The record is from RefSeq and is a predicted model, not a curated record. Lineage: Eukaryota; Fungi; Basidiomycota; Agaricomycetes; Cantharellales; Hydnaceae. Gene Ontology annotation, cellular component: cytoskeleton. The coding region runs from base 58 to 2376 and encodes 772 amino acids. The transcript is spliced from 6 exons.